GGCAGCCAAUAGAUAAAUUAUGUCCAUCACAAUUGCAUCCAUGGAGAUUAUAAAUAGCUCAACCCAUGAGUCAGUCUCUACAUCACUCACCUCUCUGAGUCUUCCACUUCCUUUCAUCUCCAUCAUCAUAAUCAGCAAAUUUACAGAAACCAAUGACUCAGUCGCCGGAGCUGAUUCCGGGUUUGCCUGAAGAAAUUGCCCUCGAGUGCUUGACUCGGUUACACCACUUAACUCACCGAGUCGCCACCCAAGUGUGCAGCCGCUGGCGGCGGCUUAUUCACAGCAAGGAGUUUUACUACCAAAGGAAGCAAACUGGAAAAACCCAUAAAACCGCUUGUUUGAUCCAAUCACUCCCGGUUCAUCCUGGUUCAGACGACCUCAAACCCGUCGGAGCUCCUAGGUGUUCUAUAACCUUGUUUGACCCGGUGAAUGAAACCUGGGACCGGAUUGACCCAAUUCCCAAAUACCCAGAUGGGCUUCCCUUGUUCUGCCAGGUAGCAAGCUCGGAAGGGAAGCUCGUAGUAAUGGGAGGAUGGGAACCCGCGAGUUACCAGCCGACAAAUGAUGUUUUCGUGUAUGAUUUCACAAAUCAGAGAUGGAAACAAGGAAAGGACAUGCCGGAGACUCGUUCCUUCUUCGCCAUCGGUGAAGUAGAAGGACGGGUUUUAGUAGCCGGAGGCCACGAUAAUAACAAGAACGCAUUGAGUUCAGCGUGGGCUUACGACGUGAGCAGCGACGAGUGGACUGAGCUGACUCGGAUGAGUCAGGAGCGAGACGAGUGUGCAGGAAUUGUUAUAGGGGGAGAAUUCUGGGUGGUCGGCGGGUAUAGGACGGAGAGUCAGGGGGGUUUCGAAGGGAGCGCUGAGUUUUAUGAGUUGAGAACGGGUGAGUGGAAACGAGUAGAGGAGGCAUGGAAGACGGACCGGAGUGCGAGAUCAUACUUGGGUAUAGACAAAGAUGGGAAGCUGAUCUGCUGGGCGGAGAAAGACCCGAGGGUGCGGGAUGGGGUUUGUGCUGUUCAGGUGAGCGACCGGACCGUCUUGUCCGGUUCGGCUUACCAAGGUGGACCGCAAGGGAUCUUUGUAGUAGAAGGGCAGAAUGGAAAGUUGAAGAAGGUGGAAGUAGUCGAUGAGUUCUGUGGACUCGUGCAGUCUGGGUGUUGUGUUGAGAUCUGAAGUAGACUCUUGUGUAUAUAUUUUAUUUUUGUGUGUGUAUUUAUAUCACGUCUUGUUUUUGUGUGUCACUACACUAAAAUAUUAUGUUAGUUCUAAUGGGGCUUUUGUAUAGAGAGGUAUAUUGUUGUAGAAUGUGGCAACUAGCUUGGUUUCUUAAUGGGAUUCUAUCCUGGAUGAAAUUACGAUCCUCA
Carica papaya (papaya) is the source of this 1366-nucleotide messenger RNA. Its product is annotated as F-box/kelch-repeat protein At2g44130-like. Gene Ontology annotation, molecular function: protein binding. The record is from RefSeq and is a predicted model, not a curated record. NCBI's taxonomy places the organism in Eukaryota, Viridiplantae, Streptophyta, Magnoliopsida, Brassicales, Caricaceae. Gene Ontology annotation, biological process: regulation of phenylpropanoid metabolic process; negative regulation of cytokinin-activated signaling pathway.